AUGGGCGCCCCAACCACCCCCCCACCGCCCUCCCCAACCCCAUGGCAACUCUCCAUGUACCGCCUCUCCCCCGGCGAACGCCUCCUCUACUACCUCUACCUCCCCAUCCUCUCCACCACCCUCAUCCUCCUCUCCCUCCUCGCCUCCCUCCCCUACAUGUUCUGCAAACGCUCCCGCCCCCUCCUCCCUAAACGCUCCCCGCCAGACCCAAAACAUCCGGAAAGUAGAUACGAAUGGUACGGUCCAGAGAAGGACUAUCCCCCUGGUUUGGCGCUGGCGCCGCUGGGGAAGGGGCCGGGGUUGAAGAGGAGGAUGUGGGAGAUGUAUGGGUUUUUUAGAGAGUUUUUGUUUAUGACGACGAGGCAGGGGUUGCAAGUGGGUGGUGUGCUGAGUGGGGCGGUGAUCCUGUUCUUUCAGGUGGAGAUGAUGUCGCAUGAUUACACUUCGGAUAAUGUGAAAAAGUACCAAGACGCCAUCAGCGGCGGCGACGGCGAACCUUCAGGCUAUCUCAAAAGCGACGACAAGUGCGCCUACAUAGUCGGCACAGGUAUCGCCAACUGGGGCGACCGACAAGAACCUCUCGCAUGGUACGGAUGCUACCACGGUUUCCUCUGUCUCCUCUGUAUCUGUCUCAUGGGGGACGAACUCUUCAACGUCCGCUUUGGGGCUUUUGCGCCGCAGUGGUUUAGAGGUGGGAUAGGGUAUACUAUCAUGUUUCUCGUCUCUGCUACACUAUCUACAAGCCCUAACUGGGGUAUCAACGACUUUGUCCAACUCCGCUACCUCUUCCUCACCGUCAUCUUCCUCUUCGGCCUCUACCAAGUCCUCCGCACCCUCCUCUCCUCCAUCGGCAUAACAACCUCCGGCUACCGCCACACCGACUACCGCAUCGGCCGCAAACCCCUCCGCCCCUGGACACAAUCCGAAUGGCUCGACCCCUACUACCGCCAGAAUUUCAUCCCCUACCAGUUCGACCGGUACUUCUGGACGGAGAGUGUACAGUCAAAAGUCGGGGAUUGGCAUUUCCCCGCGGAGAGGAGGCCGAGGGAGGAUGUGGAGGAGCAGAUGGAGUGGUUGGAGAGGAACAGUAAGGGGAGGGAUAAGUGGUUGGUGGAUAUGAAGGUGCAGAAGGUGUAUCAGAAGACGCCGCAGGAGAUCAAGUGGCAGCAUGGCAAGAUCGGUCGGACCAUCAUCCACGGCGGCCCCAAAAAAAUGCCCCCCUUCAUGCUCGACGACCUCCACGCCCGCGAACGCGCCCACCUCGGCCAGAUCCCCUCCUCCCCCCCGCCCACCCAGGAAGAACAAGAAGAGAUCAUCAAAACAUGGAACGAGGACAAGUUUUACUUUGGGAUUGCGAAUUGGAAGCCAAAGACGAAGAGUUUUGGGUGGUGGUGGUUUGAUGUGAGGAGGGCGUUUGCGGUGGUUUGUGCGGUGGGGUUGAUGGGGGUUAGGAUUGGGCUGUGUAUUUUCGACCUGGGAUCCACAAACAUGCCCGCCUACCGACAAGAAUACGAACAAGCUCAAGACGCCUGGGACAGCACCGACAGCGGCGGGCCCGACUCGAGUACGUGCCAGUACUACCAAGGCAGCAGUCUUCCCAUCUUUGUGGUUAUGAGCGAAGAAUCUUAUUACGGCGUUACCGCCAACAUGAUCUGGCUAGCAAUCUGGCACCUCCACCUCCUCGGCAUGUGUACCGCCAUCAUCCUCGUCUCCAUCUCCAACAACAUGUGGUGGGGCAUGCACUGGCCUUUCCCGCCCAUCACGCUCAUCGGACCUCGGAUGACGAGUAUGAGUAUCGGGGUGACGCUGGGGUUUGUGGCGUUUGCGACUUUGCAGCAGGGGUUCUUUUUUGGGAAUGAGUGUGUCUUUCUCGUCCAAUCUUUUUUUGAUGUUUCGGAGAAGCUGACAUGGGGUCCCGGGUAA
Messenger RNA from Cryptococcus wingfieldii CBS 7118, 1923 nucleotides. RefSeq lists its product as hypothetical. The record is from RefSeq and is a predicted model, not a curated record. Bases 1 to 1923 code for a protein of 640 amino acids. The transcript has 8 exons. NCBI's taxonomy places the organism in Eukaryota, Fungi, Basidiomycota, Tremellomycetes, Tremellales, Cryptococcaceae.